This is a messenger RNA of Exophiala spinifera, 459 nucleotides long. RefSeq lists its product as uncharacterized. The transcript has 2 exons. Lineage: Eukaryota; Fungi; Ascomycota; Eurotiomycetes; Chaetothyriales; Herpotrichiellaceae. The coding region runs from base 1 to 459 and encodes 152 amino acids. The record is from RefSeq and is a predicted model, not a curated record.
AUGAAGCAGGUCCACGGGGAGAGUCGGUUCCGCGACUUUGAGAACUCUAUCCUCACGGAUCGCAGGGCGCGCAGCAAGGGUGAGGGCGGCAAGAUACCGUUUGCAACAACCACUCCUGACACAGAACUCUCGGUGUGGCCUUUUGCCCGCGUCAACGACGUGUUCUUGCAGCUACAGACGUAUGAAGCUUCUCUUCAUCAGCACUGGAGUACAACAGAAUCGGCAGAACUGUUGCUCAAUUCUUCAGUAUUCCCGUUCCUCGCACGCAUUCUGGACGUGAAGGUCUGCAUGAUUGUGGCUGAGGGCGAUAACAUCACUGCGUGGGAUUUGGACAUCGAGGCUUUCAACAGGAUCGCUUCCCCAUUGAAGAACAUACAGAUCCUUCCUGGUACUAGCCAUAUGAGCCUAAUUGGUGCGUCCUAUCGUGUACCGAUCGCGUGUGGCGAGGCCAAGUCAUAA